CGGAGCGAGGAAGCGGGAAACAGAAAAACACACCAUGGCUGAGCAGCAGCUUGUAAGCAUGGGCUUUUCAGAAGACAUCGCCGUCGAAGCUCUGACGGCGACCGGCGGCGAUAUCGUCAAAGCCACCGAGUGGAUUCUCAGUCACGGCCAUAACCAUAAGGGUUCUCAAGAUUCUUGCAAUUUCAAUCCAGUUUCUUCUUCCACCUCUGGGUCUCCCACUACCGCCGCCCACGAUCACCAUCCAUUCCAACCCAAAAUCGAUCGAUUUUUUCAAUUUCAAUCCAAACCCCUCACACACACUUCUGUAUCAGUGCUUAAACCUAUUGUUCCUACUAAAGGAGUGACAACCCAUGAAGAAGAAGAGGAAAAAAUAGACGUGGAACCUCCUUUACUCCGUCUAACUAAGCGUCCUAAAGUAGUAGAAUCUGAACAAAGAAAGAAACGACCCCCUCAUGAACCCUUGUCCGAACGAAUGCGACCUCGAACCCUUGACGAUGUUGUUGGGCAAGAUCACCUUUUGGCACCUAAAUCACUUCUUCGAUCAGCCAUUGAUUGCGGUCGUCUUCCUUCAAUACUUUUAUGGGGACCACCGGGUACCGGCAAAACCUCCAUUGCUAGAGCUAUAGUUAACACUUGCUCUGCUUCUGAAGCUGGUGGAAAUACCUACCGGUUUGUUUCUUUGUCGGCUGUUACUUCGGGGGUUAAGGAUGUUAGAGAAGCUGUUGACGAAGCGAGAAGAAUGAAAAAGAAGAGCAACAAGAGGACCAUUCUGUUCAUUGAUGAGGUUCAUAGGUUCAACAAGGCUCAGCAAGAUUCCUUUUUGCCGGUGAUUGAAGAUGGCAGUGUCAUUUUCAUGGGAGCUACCACUGAAAACCCAUCAUUUCAUUUGAUUACGCCUUUAUUGUCCAGGUGCAGAGUUUUGACUCUCAAUCCUUUAAAGCCCCACCAUAUUGCUACGCUACUCAGGCGGGCUGCGGCUGAUUCUGAUAAGGGGCUGUCCUGUUGUAUGGGAGAGAGUAUGAAAAUUGCAGUAAAUGAUGAAUGUAUAGAGUUUCUUUCAACAAACUGUGAUGGAGAUGCAAGGGUAGCAUUAAACGCCUUGGAAAUUUCAGCUACCACUGCUGCUGCACGUACGGGAAUGGCUAGAGGAUCAAACGAGGAGUUAGGGGACAAACAAGGAAAUGCUGAUGAGUCUCCUUUGUCUGCAGUUGUCAGUCUGGAUGAUGUCAAAGAAGCAAUGCAAUGUAAGCAUUUGGCUUAUGACAGAGCAGGGGAUGAACACUAUAAUCUUAUCAGUGCGCUUCACAAAUCUAUGAGAGGAAGUGAUGCUAACGCUUCCAUUUAUUGGCUGGCGAGAAUGUUGGAAGGGGGUGAAGAGCCUCUUUACAUAGCACGAAGGCUGGUCAGGUUUGCUAGUGAAGAUGUGGGGUUAGCUGAUCCAUCGGCUCUUGGCCAAGCUGUUGCUUGCUACCAAGCUUGCCAUUUUAUUGGCAUGCCUGAGUGCAAUGUUAUCCUUGCUCAGUGUGUUGCUUAUUUGGCCUUGGCUCCGAAGUCUAUUGCUGUCUAUAGAGCAAUAGGGGCAGCUCAAAAAGUGGUAAGGGAAUCCGUUGGACAAAAUGAAGGAGUGCCCCUUCAUCUUAGGAAUGCACCAACUAAGCUAAUGAAGGAUCUUAAUUAUGGGAGGGACUAUAUUUAUCCUCCUGACAAUCCAAACUCAUCCCAAGCUUACUUGCCACCGUCUCUUCAAGGUUAUAAGUUUCUUGAUUGGCCAAAUGUUGCUGCAAAUGAUCGAUGAUGAGGAUUACAUCACAAUGUUAUGGCUUCUAAGAAUAGCUUCUUUGCUGGUUAGCACUGUUUCUUCUCUUUUAUCUUAUUUCUCUGGUUUUGGGAUUUUAGUGAUCAGAGAAAUCUACAGUAAUUGUGAGCCUCUUUGUAGUUAUUUUUUGGGGACUUCUAUUAGUUGUGAGCAGAGGAGGUGGGAAAAACUUACUGGUUUGGAGGGAUUGUAUGAUGCCAAUUUUGGUUGUAGUUUUGUCAGAAUGUAUGCAUCCCCUCUUUUUUGUUUUU
Messenger RNA from Solanum verrucosum, 2067 nucleotides. RefSeq lists its product as uncharacterized. Gene Ontology annotation, cellular component: nucleus. Lineage: Eukaryota; Viridiplantae; Streptophyta; Magnoliopsida; Solanales; Solanaceae. The record is from RefSeq and is a predicted model, not a curated record. The transcript has a single exon. Gene Ontology annotation, biological process: regulation of DNA repair; DNA-templated DNA replication. Gene Ontology annotation, molecular function: DNA binding; enzyme activator activity; ATP hydrolysis activity. Bases 35 to 1795 code for a protein of 586 amino acids.